AUGAGCUUGAACAUUUUGGUAUUGGGAAACGGUGGUAGAGAGCACGCCUUGGUGUGGAAGCUGGCGGAGUCUGCCUCGGUGCGUAAAAUUUUUGUCGCUCCUGGUAAUGGCGGGACUGCGAAGAUCGGUGGUAAAGUCGUAAAUGUGGGUGAGUUGAGCCCAGUGCCAGCCCAAUUUGAUGCCCUCCAAAAAUUUGCAGUGGACCAUCAGGUGGGACUGGUUGUUCCUGGUCCGGAACAACCACUUGUGGAUGGAAUCGCUGAUGUUUUCCAGAAAGUUGGUAUUCCAGUGUUUGGGCCAUCCGCUAAGGCCGCUCUUUUCGAGGGUUCUAAGACUUUCUCGAAAGACUUUAUGGCCAAGCAUAACAUUCCAACCGCCCGCUACGCAAACUUCAGUGACUACGAAUCAGCGAAAUCCUAUCUGGAGAAAAUCGAUUACAGAAUUGUUUUGAAGGCCGACGGUAUUGCCGCCGGUAAGGGUGUUUUAAUCCCCAAUUCUACCGAGGAAGCACAAGAAGCACUCAAGGCGAUGAUGGUCGAAAGACAGUUCGGUGCCGCAGGUGACUCUGUUGUAAUCGAGGAGUUCCUGGAAGGUGACGAAAUCUCGAUUUUGACAAUUUCCGACGGUUACACCUCCUUUAGUUUCCCACCUGCUCAAGACCACAAAAGAGUUGGUGAGAAUGACACAGGCUUAAACACUGGUGGCAUGGGUGCCUAUGCCCCAGCGCCAGCUGCCACGCCAGCUCUUUUGAAGCAAAUGGAGGAAGAAUCCAUUAAGCCAACGAUCAACGGAAUGAGAAAGGACGGCCGUCCUUUCGUUGGUGUGCUUUUUACCGGAUUCAUUUUGACCAAGACGGGACCUAAGGUGCUCGAAUAUAAUGUGAGAUUCGGUGAUCCUGAAACUCAAACCGUUUUGCCUUUGUUGUCGGAGGACACCGAUUUGGCUGAGGUCUUCGUUGCUGCUGCUGAACACAGACUGGACUCUGUAAAUAUCAAGAUCAAGGAAAAUUGUUAUGCUACAACGGUUGUACUCGCGGCCGGUGGUUAUCCGGAAACCUAUGCCAAGGGAGACGCUAUUACCAUUGACAGAAGCAAGCUUCCCAAGAAUGCUUACAUUUUCCACGCCGGUACCAAGGAAGAAGGUGGAGAAGUUUUAACAGCAGGUGGCAGAGUAAUUGCUGCCUCUGCCGUCGCUCCAACUUUGAAAGAAGCAGUAGCAAAGGCGUAUGAAGGUGUUGAGUGCAUUCAGUUCAAAAACAGAUACUUCAGAAAAGAUAUUGCCUACCGUGCUUUCAAACUUGCUGAACAAGCAGAAAAAAUGACACAAUCAAUCACUUAUGCUGAGGCUGGUGUUUCAGUCGACAAUGGAAACCUCUUGGUUCAGAAAAUAAAAGAAAAGGUCAGGUCUACUAAGAGAUCUGGGGCAGAUUCCGAUAUUGGUGGGUUCGGUGGUCUUUUCGACCUAAAAGCUGCUGGUUACAACACAGAUGAGACCUUGCUGGUAGCGGCCACAGAUGGUGUCGGCACCAAGCUCAUUAUUGCUCAAGAGACUGACAUUCACGACACUGUUGGAAUUGAUUUGGUUGCCAUGAACGUCAACGACUUGGUUGUUCAAGGUGCUGAACCAUUGAUUUUCCUUGACUACUUUGCUACCGGUGCAUUGGACAUAAAGGUUGCUUCAGACUUUGUUUCUGGUGUCGCUGAUGGCUGCAUAACUGCCGGCUGUGCUCUGGUUGGAGGAGAGACGUCUGAAAUGCCAGGUAUGUACCCAGUGGGACACUACGAUACCAACGGUACAGCCGUGGGUGCGGUUAACAGGAACAAGAUUUUACCCAAGAUUGAGAACAUGGCAGCUGGAAACGUCUUGUUAGGUCUUGGGUCUGACGGUCUGCACUCUAAUGGGUUUUCGUUAGUGAGAAAGAUCAUCGAAACUACCAAUCUUCAAUGGGGAGAAGAAUGUCCAUGGGAUUCAUCCAAGACUGUUGGUGAAGCUGCACUAGUUCCUACCAGAAUCUACGUCAAGCAGCUUCUUCCAUCAAUCAGAGAAAAUCUAUUAUUAGGUCUGGCUCACAUUACGGGAGGUGGACUUGUAGAAAACAUUCCCCGCGCUCUGCCCAGCCACUUGCAGGCCGAGGUUGACAUGAAAAACUGGGAAGUUCCUGAGGUUUUCAAAUGGUUUGGAAAGGCCGGAAACGUUCCUGUGGACGAUAUUUUGAAAACUUUCAACAUGGGUAUCGGCAUGGUUUUGAUCGUCGAAAAGCAAAAUGUCACCAGAGUGAAGCAAUUGCUGUCACAGGCUAAUGAGACGGUCUAUGAAAUAGGUUCGCUAGUCGAGAAACCGGCUGACGCUCCCGGAUGUGUUGUGCACAACGCAACCAACUUAUACUAA
Lachancea lanzarotensis is the source of this 2388-nucleotide messenger RNA. RefSeq names its product LALA0S06e08152g1_1 (gene ADE57). NCBI's taxonomy places the organism in Eukaryota, Fungi, Ascomycota, Saccharomycetes, Saccharomycetales, Saccharomycetaceae. Gene Ontology annotation, biological process: adenine biosynthetic process; 'de novo' IMP biosynthetic process. Gene Ontology annotation, cellular component: cytosol. The transcript has a single exon. The record is from RefSeq and is a predicted model, not a curated record. Gene Ontology annotation, molecular function: phosphoribosylformylglycinamidine cyclo-ligase activity; metal ion binding; ATP binding. The coding region runs from base 1 to 2388 and encodes 795 amino acids.